GUUACGACAAACUCGAUGUGGGCGAGCUGUGAUUAUUAUUGUGUUAGUUUAAGCGUAGCCUACACACUCCAUCAGAAAGUAUAAAACAUAGAGUGAUUAUGAGCGGCUUUUAGACGUGACAACUUGGUCAGCUUCUACAGGAAAGAAUCUAAAGAAGCUUCCGUUCUUGGAAAAAAAAAAAUAGGCCAGGGAAUGGCGAAAGAGCUGAAGUUAAAGAGCCCGGCUGGGGGUGAUUCGUUGGUGUAUACAUGGCCGCUAAACAAGGAUGGAAGAGAUGACGCUUCAGAGAUCGUCGAAGCAAUAAGAUGGGUGUGCGAAGAUUUUCCCGAGCUCAAACUAGCCGUUGAAAAUUAUGUUCUAAGCAGCUUCGAUCCUGAAAGCUAUGAGAGUAUGUCGAAACUCUGCGAGCGAUACAACAGAGCGAUCGAUGGUAUUUUACAAUUGUGGAAGGGAAGGGCUCCGCCACCUUGUAUAGGUAUCCCACCCUCUACUGAUCUACUCCGCCACAUCAUACAGACAGUCUAUGCAAAGGCUGUCCGCGACCCAGAGAAGCUGAACUCCUAUGAACCAUUCUCACCAGAGGUGUAUGGGGAGACGUCAUUUGACUUGGUGGCUCAGAUGAUAAGGGAAGUGCCUAUGGGAAGAGAAAAGACAUUUAUAGACUUAGGAAGCGGGGUUGGUCAAGUGAUUCUUCAGGUGGCUGCUUCAGGGAAUGUCAAGGAGUGCUUUGGGGUAGAAAAAGCUGAUACACCUGCUAGAUAUGCAAAGGAGAUGGACAGAUGUUUUAGAAAAUGGAUGCAUUGGUUUGGCAAGACCUACAAGCCAUUCACAUUGGUAAAGGGAGACUUUCUAGAUGAGAAAAUGAGAGAGAGACUUACCACAACAGACAUUAUUUUUGUAAAUAAUUUUGCCUUUGGUCCCUCUGUGGACCAUCAACUGAAAGAAAGAUUUUCAACUAUGAAAGAUGGAAGUAUGAUUAUAUCCUCUAAGGCUUUUUGUCCACUGAACUUUAGAACUACAACUAGAAACCUUUCAGAUAUUGGUACCAUCUUGCAUGUUACUGAGCUGAAACCUUUAGCUCGUGCUGUGUCUUGGACAGGGAAAUCUGUCUCAUACUAUGUGCAUGUCGUAGAUAGGAGCUUGCUGGAAACAUUUUUUGCGGACCAGAAAAGAAGAAAGGAGGGUAAGGACUUCAGUGAUGUCAGCAGCCUAAGUGAAUCGGCAACAAGCCGAGCUAACCUGGACGACCUUGACGAUGUAAUGAUGGGCGUGUCCACGCGGCAACAAUGGAGUCAGCUCAUCAAACAGAUUGAGUCUACCAACAGUUUUAAUGUAGAGAGGGCUCGUGAACAGGCCAAGAUGGACAGGAAAGUGAAAGGAAAGAUGCCAGAAAAGGAAAAUGGAGGGGACAUCCUUAGUAAACUACAAGGAUCCCGACCAAGUGCAGCUCAAAAGGUACGGAGGAAGUACAAGCAACAGCAAAAGACAAAGCAGAAGUUCAAGAACAAGAAAGACCGCCCUAAAGGUGGAAGGGUCACAAAGAAGGCCAUUAAGCCUUCUCUCACCAGGUUGAAAGACAAGAAAGUAAGGAGCAAGCCUAAGGUUUCUGCCGCUGCAGCACUUGAAGCAGCAACAAGAAGUGCACUUCAGAACCUGACUCCAAAGUUGCCAUCAGAAAAUGGUCUGCGGCUGCUGUCUGCCACUCCACCGCCUGUCUCAAACUUGUACCGUGCUCAACCAGGAGAUUGGCAAAAACAACAUAAGGAUCUUCCAGGAUUAUACAACCUAUUAGAAAUGUUCCGUCAGCAGUAUAUCCAAUUUUUCAACCACAUGCUUACACCUUCCUAUACUGAGAGUAUCAAGCUGCAGAUUGAACAUGAAGAGAAAAGGAAAAAAGAUUUUCUGAGUAAAAUAAGUCAAAUGGAAGUUCAGAUUGUUGGCCUGCAGAAAGACGCACUUGGAUCAUUGGCUAAAAGAAUGGAUGAGAUUGGUCUUGGGGUUACCACUCCACGAGAACUGCUGAUCAAAGCAGGAGAGCUACUGACCCAGCACAAGAAACUGAAGGAAAAAGUCAAGAGACUGGAGAAGGAUGUUAAAGGUCUAGAGCGCAACAAUAACAACAAUAUAAACAACAACAACAACAACAACAACAACAUUGUCAAGACACAGUUGCCUCCAGAGGAAAUAUCAAAGCAAGACAAACCUGUAAAUGGAGAAUUCACUCAAACUGUUGCCCAUCCGCCGCAAGCCAGCAUCAAAAUGCAGAAGGUGCUAAUGAACAGUAUCCACGAGGCUUGGGUACAGCGCAAGACCCUGAUGGAGAAAAUUAACCACAUGGAGAGCGAGCUGGGAGGGACAACGCCUGGCACGGAGCCCAGUAGCCAUGCUACAGGUAGAGGGGUACCUUGCACUUUAGAUGCACCUUCUGAGAAGAUCCAUGGCAUAAAUGCCAAGUUGACAUUCUCAGGAUCUAGUCUGCCCCAGCACAAGGCACAUGAUAGCACUUUACCACAGUUACCUGGUAGAUAUGGCACAGUAGCAUCUUUUGCACAGAAAGCUUUGUCACACAUUACUCCAUUAAGCCCUGAUAAUCACAUUCCCCAAAAGACUAAUGGGGGAUUUUCAGGGUCUCAAAAGCGAAAUCAGAAACCCACGUACCACACUACAAUUGGUGGAGCUGAGAAAGUGCAAACUUGGUCACUAAAUAUGGCAGCACUCGCCCAUCCGGGAAUUCAUUGUCUAAAACCCCAGAACUGUUUCCUUACAGACUCUACCAACAGUAGAGGAGUGAGUGGGUCAGAGCCAGAAAAGGCCGAGCAGUCAAGAGAACAACCGCAGUAUGGAACGUCUGGGAUUCAGCUCCUCUGUGACCUGUUGAAUGGGACACUCCCAGAGCAGCCAUUGUCGACCACUGCUGCACUCCCUCACCCUGUUAGCACUCCUAUGUCCCUCUCAACACCGCCCUCUGCUUCUUCAACCCUUAGUAGCACCCAGGAACGGGUGAAUCAUCAGGCACAAGCACAGCUGUCAGCUUCUUUGGUGCCUGUGCAAGCUCACCAGACCUCUGCCAAGACUGUAGAUCAGACUGCCAUUGGCAGUAACAAGAGGCCUGGUAAACGUACAUCCCCAGCCACUGGACAUGGAAAGUCUUCACCAGCGAAGAAGCGCUCUCCAAAACCUGUCAACUCCCCUGUUGACAAAUCCUCAAGGAGUUCACCCUUUAGUAUCAGUCACAUUGUGAGGACAAGUUCUCCCGAGUCUCAGCUUGCUGUUACUGCGAAGCCUACCCCAGUGAUAACCAGCGCUAGUCCCCCUCAGCUGGUAUCAAGUAAGAGGGACAGUCCAUCUACUGCUAAACCCAUCCCAAUCUUUCCCUCGGAAAUAGGUGCUCUAGACUCAGAUAGCAACAGGGCAGAGCUUCUUCUGCAUCUGUCUGGUAGCCGAGCAAGAGAGAGUCCGUCUAAGUUAAUGGCGGAUGCUUUGAGAAGUACCCCUGGGGCGACGCUUCCUGUGAUUCAUCACACACCUUCAAUGGCCAGAGAGAGCCCUGGAUCAAGAAAGAGCUCACUGCCUUCGAAUUUCAGUAUUGCACAUUUAACAAAGGACUUGAACAGUUCUUGUUCUCCUGUAGCAACCCAGUCACCACAACCAACACAUCACAGUCCUCCUGUCUCUCAAAUUUCAGCACUGGCUGGAUUAGAAUCGCAGGUGAAAAGCUACAAUGACCCACAGUGCCAGCCAAGAAGUCCACAUACUGUGAGCCAACCUCAGGAACAGGGCACAAGAAAGGCUGCUAAUUUCAGACUAACCUCCUCCUCCCCGGUCUUAUCAGGCCAGGAGACUCUGAGGGAUGCAAGUAGGCUUGCUACAAAUGACAGACCCAAUGUGGACAUCCCACCAUCUGUCACCAUGCCUGUAAGUGAGGGCGGAUACAUGGUCAUUGCGGAUAGCCCAUCAAUGGCCACCCCUAAGAAACGCGGACCUGGAAGGCCGAGAAAGUAUCCACCCAAAGAGAAACCAGCUAAGGUUGUCCCCCCUCCUGUGGAGGUGUCCCGAGAUGAGGUGUCCUCUGUCAUGUCACCCACUGGGAAGGUUGUUUCGUCAAGUGAUGUGCCUCCUAGAAAACACAGCCCACCGUGCGUGUCUCAGUCGAGCAGCUUGUCAGUGCCGGUGCAAGAGCCGAUUGUCGAUGGACAUGAUGUGGAGGUCAGCAGUCUUCUAUCCAAGGAACCCCUCCCGCAAUCUCCAUCCAUCUCUUCCUCUGAGCACAAGUGUGGUGUUGCAGAGGAUGCAGCCCCGACGCUUGUGGAUAGCAACCCAUGCUCUUCCCGAAGUCCAAUACGCAUGCCCGCCUCACCUUCAUCUCGGGGAGGGAGCGCACCUUUGCCGUCAUUUGAUGCCAUGUUUUCACCAACAAAACAGAAGUCAUUCCCUCCUGCUCCUGAUAGUGUACUACUAAAUGACUCUCCCAAAAACACCUCGCCCAACAACACCUCGCCCAACAACACCUCGCCCAACAACACCUCGAGCAAAAACAACUCCAGCAAUAGCACCUCACCUAAAGAAAAAUCUAAAAGGUCUCCUGUCACCAAAGCCUCCAAGCCGAGAGGUAAGAAGGUUGCAAACAAGAAGCAAGGAGCUCUACGCCUUCUCAUGCAGUACGACAGCGAUAGCGGAGCCUCUGCGGCGAGCCACGACAGCGACGCCAACUCCACCACCAGCACAAGUCCUGUCAGCUGCGGCUACAGCCCAGACCGGGUCAGCCCUCAAGGGAAACUCCUCUUGCCCAGCCCGGUCGGUGAGGGGAAAACCCUCAUCCCCAGUCCUCUCAUGCUCGCGCAGGCUCGCGAAGUUGUGUCGAACGGGGACAAUGGGAACAAACGGCGCAAGACACCCCCUGGAGGGAGUAAAAGGGCAAAGAAGAAGGACACUGGCUUGGAGCACAGCCAAGCGGCUUCGGCACAGGACAUGACUCAGAUCACUCCUGUUGAUGAGGCGAUCGCUCAACAAAGGACGCCCGCUAUGGAACCGCUGUACCAGGCCGCGGGCAUGCCUGGGUACCAGUACCCCACGAGCAUACAGUACACAGGCGGAUACAGCUACCCAUCGGCGCCACAGCUACCCCAGAACUAUGCGCAGUAUUAUGCGAACCCUGGGUACUACCACUGGGCAGGCAACUAUCCCAGCAUGCCUCCGAAUGCAUACCCGUACUAUAACUACCCCAACGGGGGAGGGGACAGUGGUAAUGGAUAUAGGUAGGGCUAGAAUACUUAUGUAGAUCAGCGACGCGCUUUUUUGAAAAUAGACGAGAAGGGGGUGGGGAUAGAGCUGUUUUAAAUCGCGCAGUGCACUUCAAUAUUUCUGGAGGGUAUUUUACUUAGUUGAUGGCUUCCUGGGGGGGAGGGUGGGGUGUGGGAUUGUUUGCCAUUGAUCGCUCUUUUUUAUUUUCUCGUUCGUCACACCCCAGUCAGAACGCAUUAAGAAAUGUCAUUCCCUGUAUCGCGGAAACAUCCGUGAGUAACCUUUGCUGUCCUUCAAAGCGGGAGAUAUUUCAUAAAUUUCUCUAUUUUUAAGGGCGUGGAGUCAGAAACGUACCGUAACAGCGCGUGUCGAUUCAUAUUUUUCCAUGUUUCGCUGGAAGGGAAGUUCAGAGGGAGGGGUUAAUGCCUAAAAUAUAGCCAAUGCUGUGACUAUCUACUGUAUAUACUGUAAAUGUAAUUGAAAAGAAAGAUGCAUCAUGCGUUAUCGAUGUCUUCAGAUAUUUUAUUAUUAAAAAUGUGAUAGAAUUAUCAUAAUUAGGCAAUAAGCAUCUGCCGCAAACAUUGAUAAUUAAGUAUAAUUAGUGAAUAAUCCAUAGGAAAUAAUGGAGUAUAUUUUACUUGACUGUGAUCAGUCAUAGCUCGGAUGGAUGGCUCGGAUCUUAACUGACUAAAUGAAGUAUGUGUCUCAACUCCUGAAUCGUGGGCGACCACACCCUUUCAAGGAAUGUCUAAUAAAAUGAUCCUAAUGCGGACUGAGUUGAACCUGAAUAAGGAUUUAAUAUGAAUAUCCGUGUUUCACUUCUGAUAAUUCUGAAGCAUGCGUUAUCGAUGUCUGUAACUUGCAUGUCAUACGUAAUGUAUUGUUUUACACUAUGCAUAUGUCCCAGUAAUGUGCACAUGGGUGUGCACUUGUAAGUGGUACACAUAUGCUUUCAGGAAGCGCCGCUUACUUUUGCUGCCAAACGUCUCGAUCUGCGCAUAAUAAAAAUUUUCAAAUGUU
This is a messenger RNA of Nematostella vectensis (starlet sea anemone), 6261 nucleotides long. RefSeq names its product histone-lysine N-methyltransferase, H3 lysine-79 specific. Gene Ontology annotation, cellular component: nucleus. The record is from RefSeq and is a predicted model, not a curated record. Gene Ontology annotation, biological process: DNA damage checkpoint signaling; DNA repair; regulation of transcription regulatory region DNA binding. Bases 193 to 5259 code for a protein of 1688 amino acids. Gene Ontology annotation, molecular function: histone H3K79 methyltransferase activity. NCBI's taxonomy places the organism in Eukaryota, Metazoa, Cnidaria, Anthozoa, Actiniaria, Edwardsiidae. The transcript is spliced from 23 exons.